AUGUGUAUGCAUGAUCAUCAAGACAACGCAGGUACCGAGCCACGGCUCAGCCCUUUGGAACCAUUCCCGUGGCAUCUCGGAGUUUUCGAUGCCCAUAAUCACAUCGGCGAACGUGUUUAUUCAGUUUCCGACUUGCCUACGAUGAAAUCUCGCUCGGUAGCAAUCAUGGCAACAAGAACACAAGAUCAGCCGCUCAUUGAAGCCAUCGUCCAACAACACGGAGUGAAAGGCCCGGAAUGUUUCUCCCACGAUAAAACGACUGUCAUCGCAGGUUACGGGAGACAUCCAUGGUUUUCGCAUGAGCUUUACGACGACUCGUUGGAAAACCCUACGUAUAUACCAUCUGAUGAUGUUGAUGCUGCAAAAGGUCGCCAUUACAAGGCAGUACUUUCACCAGCCCCAGAAGAUCCAGCAUGGUGGCACGAUCAACCAGUUCCUAUCGCCCUUUCGGAGUUCAUCGCUGAAACCAGAGCCCGGCUUAUACGGGAUCCAUUUGCAAUGGUCGGCGAAAUUGGUCUGGACAAGCCCUUCAGGUUGCCAAUGCAGUGGACUGAUCCAAGACCACCCAGAGAUGCCGCACGCACGGAAGGAGGACGCGAGAGAAGACCUCUUAGCCAGCACCGUAUACAAAUUCCGCACCAAAAGGCUAUAUUCAUGGCUCAUUUAAAACUUGCUGGUGAGCUUGGAAGGGCUGUCAGUGUCCACGGUGUUCAAGUACAUGGACUUUUGUACGACGCCUUGGCAGAGUGUUGGAAGGGACACGAACUCAAAGGUCGACGCGCGAGGGACAAAGAAAGGAAAGAAAAUACUCAAACGGCCGAUGUUGAAGAGGUAACUUCGAAGCCAUAUCCUCCGCGUAUUUGUCUCCACUCCUUUAGUGGUAAAGAAGACGCCGUGAAGCAGUAUCUUAAACCUUCGAUCCCUGCAAAGAUAUUCUUCUCGUUUUCUAAAGCAAACAAUCUGGGUACGGAUAUGGGAACGGAAAAGACCAAGGAUGCCGUGAAGGCGGUGCCUGAUAAUCGAAUCUUGGUCGAGAGUGAUCUUCACACGGCCGGUCAAAGGAUGGAUAACGAGCUUGAGGAGAUGUAUAGAGCAAUAUGCGAGUUCAAAGGGUGGACACUGGAACACGGUGUAGCGCAGAUAGCAAAGAACUACACUGAGUUUAUAUUUGGCUAG
Fusarium pseudograminearum CS3096 is the source of this 1176-nucleotide messenger RNA. RefSeq lists its product as uncharacterized. The coding region runs from base 1 to 1176 and encodes 391 amino acids. Lineage: Eukaryota; Fungi; Ascomycota; Sordariomycetes; Hypocreales; Nectriaceae. The transcript has a single exon. The record is from RefSeq and is a predicted model, not a curated record. Gene Ontology annotation, molecular function: hydrolase activity, acting on ester bonds.